This is a messenger RNA of Macroventuria anomochaeta, 1740 nucleotides long. Its product is annotated as NAD(P)-binding protein. The coding region runs from base 124 to 1740 and encodes 538 amino acids. Lineage: Eukaryota; Fungi; Ascomycota; Dothideomycetes; Pleosporales; Didymellaceae. The record is from RefSeq and is a predicted model, not a curated record. Gene Ontology annotation, molecular function: nucleotide binding. The transcript has 2 exons.
CCACGAGCCGUUCCCAUGCGACCAGUUUUCUGUAUAUCAACACCCAGCUAGGUGAUGGCGGUAAUCAGUUUCCACGAAUUGGCACUUCUUGGAGGACCCGAGCCAAGCCCCGCACUGCACUGAAUGCCUCCUGCACAGCAACCUUCCCCGCAAAACCCUUUCCCCACAGCUGAUCGUGCCUUGGCAUACCACGGGAAUGGAGCAGCCAUGGUCAACCACCGGUUAAAGACUGUCGAUCAUGGCGAUGUUGCAUUGUUCGGCGCAGUGUGGCCCGAAUGUGACGGAGAAGGAUUCGGCCGAUGCCCUUCGGUGGGACAUUUCCCUCUUUAUAUCCUGGCCAAGAUCAAGCCUCCAACACCAAGCUUCAACAUCGUAUUACUCUACAGUAACGACACUAUGGGUGACGCGCAGCCGAAACAAAAGAAGUAUGCCCUCAUCGGCACUGGUGGACGUUCGAGCUUCUUCUACUCAGCAAUUGCAAGAACCUACAAGGCGACAUCUCGGGUCGUAGCGUUCUGUGACACCAAUCAAACACGACUUGACUUCGCCAAUGAGCAGUUGCAAUCACUGGGUCAUGCCAGAGUUCCAACGUACAAGGCGAAAGACUUCGACCGCAUGAUCGAGGAGACCAAGCCAGACGAAGUGAUUGUAACUACUAUCGAUCGCACGCACAACAUCUAUAUCGUACGAGCACUUGAACUUGGCUGCAAUGUGGUCACAGAGAAGCCCAUGACCAUCGAUGCGCCACGGUGUCGAGAGAUCUUGGAUGCUGUGGAACGAACUGGCAACAAGGUCCGCGUAACCUUCAACUACCGAUAUGCGCCACAUAACACGAAAGUAUGGGAACUUUUGCGUUCUGGUGCGAUCGGAACCGUGACAAGUAUCCAUUUCGAGUGGAUGCUCAAUACAUCGCACGGUGCCGAUUACUUUCGACGUUGGCACCGCGAUAAAAGGAAUUCUGGAGGGCUGUUGGUUCACAAGUCAACGCACCAUUUCGACCUUGUGAACUUUUGGCUCAACUCGCGACCGGAGACAGUGUAUGCACAGGGCGAUUUGAAGUUCUAUGGUCGAGAGAACGCCGAGAAGCGCGGUGUGACCGAGUUCUACACCAGAGCGCACGGCAGCGAUGUUGCAAAAUCAGAUCCUUUCGCGCUGCACAUGGAGACGAACGACAAAUUGAAGAAGAUGUACCUCGACGCUGAACACGAGGAUAGCUACUACCGAGACCAGAGUGUAUUCGGCGACGGCAUCAGUAUUGAAGACACCAUGAAUAUUAUGGUUCGGUACCAGAAUAGUGCAGUUUUGACAUAUUCACUCACUGCUUAUGCACCGUGGGAAGGUUUCAGAGUAUCAAUAAACGGAACGGGUGGGCGCUUGGAGAUGGAAGUGGUUGAGAACAGCUAUGUCAACAGCGGCGGUGAUCAGUCCCUCGAAGGCUCACUCGAGACUCGAUUGAUCACGUUGAGGAAGCUUUUUGAGAAGCCAGUCGAUGUAGAAAUUCCGACCAGUAUUGGUGCUCACGGUGGAGGAGACGAAGUGCUGCUUGCGGAUCUUUUUGGUGAGCAAGGUGCCGAGAUCAGUCAGGACAUGAGGGCCGCCACCCAUGUCGACGGAGCGCUGUCAAUAUUGACAGGCAUCUGCGCGAACAAGUCAAUCGCAAGUGGACAAGUGGUGAAAUUCACAACGCCCAUAGUAAUCCUCACCAAAACAGUGAAAUCAACACAUUUUGCGAUAAUCUGA